AUGUCAGACCUGGAUUCAUUUACUCUUUUCUCCCUGUUGCCUACAGAGUUGAGGCUUCAGAUAUGGCGACACACCUGCCACCCUCGGGUCGUCGAGGUCUUGUACGACGACCGAGCAGAUGAGUGUGCGUCAUCUACAGUGCCACCACCCACCCUGCAUGCAUGCCGAGAAUCACGGUUCGAAGCCUUGAGGAUAUAUAAAAAAUCAUUUGGCACCAAUUCCCACGAACCUAAGAUAUACUUUUGUCCAGAAAUUGACACCCUCUACCUACCUCGACCACCUUACAUGGGCUACGACGACGCCAUAAGAUCUUUUACGGAACUUGUCCUGGACACCGACGAUACUAUCAACCUCGCCAUCGACUAUGUCAAUCCUGAUAUUAGACGCCCAUGGGAGACAUACAACAAAUAUGCCCUGAUGCACAGCUUCCCUAAGGUGAAAGAGGUCUAUCUAGUCCUGGACGCAGACGCCCCGGCGGAAGAGCACAUCUAUGAAGAUCACGAUGACCACGAGGAUAUAGGACUAGUCGAUCCAACAGGAGACAUCAUGGUUCUUUGCCGACUACUUUCCGAAGUUAAGGAAUCAUUUUUCUACGAGGUCGGGUCUACCUACACCGUCAGCGAUACGAAGGAGGAGUUCUACGAGCAACCCGUCUUGCCUCCUCUGGUAUUGAAGUCGAAGGUCACACACCAUAUACACCAUGACCAUACGCACCAUGAUCAUUCACUUCACGACCACAUACACCAUGCAUAG
Molecule: messenger RNA, 753 nt
Organism: Annulohypoxylon maeteangense
Lineage: Eukaryota; Fungi; Ascomycota; Sordariomycetes; Xylariales; Hypoxylaceae
Exons: 1
Coding region: 1-753 (250 amino acids)
Source: RefSeq, a predicted model, not a curated record